GCAGCGCCCCUCUGUGUCCCUCAGAUGAAUGUCUUUGUUGUAUCAUACUGUUUUGUUGACACAUUUGUAUGUGUCCCAUGUUCUUUCCCCGUUUUGCGGUCCUCCUGGGCUCCUUGCCACUAGUUCUUCUUGCAUGGUCAUGAGGGGUUGGGUUAAUUGAACGUUUGUUGAUCUUGUUUACGAUAUUUGAUUGAGCCUGUUCAUGGUCGGUACUGGAAAGUGCAACUUACCGUCCACGCCUAUAACACCAAUUUAUAUAUAUUGAUUAACAUAAUUUAGACCGUAUUGUACGCAAUGUUAUAAAAGAACUAACCAAACAAAUCCCAGUAUUUACUUACUAUGUGUUUUAAUGUUUAAAUUGUAAGACGUCGUAACAGAAAUGAAGUCUCCGUUUGAUUUAUUCAUUCGAAAAGAGAUACAUGUUUAAAUUUAGCCUUGACAUGGGCUGUUAAAUAGUACUGGUUAUAUGUAUCUAUUUUCAGUACGCACUAUGACGUGAAACGAAAAGGAUGUAGAAAGUUUAUAAAUAAUUGUGUGUGUUUGAAUAUUGGAAUAAAAAUACAGGGUUUUUCUAGUAAUAAAUAUGUGCCGAUAUAAUGUGUCCUGACAGCAAAAAAGAAAAAAUAGUACAAGAAGAAGAAGAAAAAAAGAAUAAGAAAGUAGAGAUAAUAAUCAAAUUAAAAAAUACGCAAUUUUAAAUUUAAUUACUUAAACAGUGUGAAAUUAAUUGAAGUAAAGAUAACACUAUAACAGUACAUACUACCUAUUUAAUUUCUACAAGACAGCGAUAGAUUGAACAAAUUGACGGCAGCUAUAUGGUGAUUCUUCAUUAAACUAUACUUUUAAAGAAUAUCACAUUUGGUAAAUUCCAUAGGUCAAAGUCUGUACAUAAUCCGAGGCACUUAUCAUAUUCUGUCCAGCUGCCUUUAUUUUGCUCCAGUCCCGAAAAUGAAUAGUAAAGCAAUCUUUUCACUGCUAGUAUUGCCAUUAGCACUUGCUGCCAUUAAAACAGAUGUUGUUGUACAAAAGGCAAGCAGUUUGACUGACGACACUCAAUAUGGUUGUGGCAGAAAUAUAACAUUCAUUUGCUCUUUUACGAAGGUCACAUCCGCUAUCUCAUGGAGAUAUUCAGACGAAGAAACACGAAUUGCUCAAUGUAUAAGAAAAGUUUGUGAUGUCAAUCCUGUUUAUGAUAAAGACUUCGAAAUUUCAGUCGAUAUGACAGAAGGUAUUUUUAAUUUGACGAUAAUAAAAGUGAAAAACAUCGGGAAAAGGUUGGUGUGUUCAGACGGAUCACACAGUGAUUCUCAAAUUAUCAGCAUCAAUGGUCCAGAUGUUGUCAUACAAAGAGCAGACACUCUGGCCUAUGAAACACCAUCAGAAUGUGGCAGAAACCUAACAUUAACGUGCAUUUCAAAGAAGGAUACAUUUGCAAUUGUAUGGAAGAAUGGAAAUGAUAAUAUAAAAAUUGCUGAAUGCGUACAAAAUGUUUGCAGCAUUAAUCCGGACUUUGAAAGACAAUACAAUAUUUCAUUUGAUAGUGCACGGUGUAUUUUCAAUUUGACAAUAAUGAAAGUGGCUAUGAAAGAUAACGGAAGAAAUUUGGUUUGUUCAGACGGAUCUCAUAGUGACUCGUACAAUAUAACAGUCAAAGAUAACGAGCCUCACCUAGUUGAAAACACAACAUCUGGGACCAUUCUAGCAACGUCUGGCUGCAUUUCACAGGACACGAACGUUUCUUUUAAAUGGAUUCUGAUCUCCGAAAGUAGUAAUAUUGAAACAGAAUUUAACCCAGAAAUCAGUAACAAAUAUGCAACAAAUUGUAAAAAUAAUUCUGAUUGUGGAAAUAACAAGCACGUAUACUAUACAGAGAUAAUUUUGGCCAAUGGUAGUAUCACUGGAAAAUACUAUCUGAAAGUUGCAGCGAUAUACGGGAAUGAAAGCAAAGAUUCAUACUAUUCAUACAAGUCUGUUAUGAAAUACAUGAUUGGAGAGCAAGAUGAAGAACAUUUAAACCCUGUAAGCAAAAAUAUUGGGACAUUUAAUGUGGUGAUGAUGGCGAUGCUGUUUAUUUUUAUAAUGAUUAUACUAUGUGCAAUGGUCCUUUACAAAUUACACGCACAAAAAUAUCGCCCGAAAGGGAAGAUAAUGGAGAUAACAUAAUAAUUCGACGACUCGAUGAUUCACCAGGUGGUUUUACAAGCUCGGGUUUUAACUAUGGAUUCAUUUUCUUAUCAUACUAUUUUCCCUUUUGAUUUUAUCUGAUGUAAACAAAUUAUAGUUAGAUCAUCACUGAUUAGAAAACAAUAAUUCGAUUUCAGUUAAUAUUAUGUAUAAGAAAGGAUGAAAGCAUAAUUAGUCGGGAUGAUUUAUAGAAGCAUGAAGUAUAUAUCAUAUAACUGCAUAUGCUGAAACAACGUGCACUAUGUGAUACAAAUAUGUGAAGUAAAAAAGAAUACAUGUACUUCGUAUACAUAAUCAUUUUUCAAGGUUUUUCUAUGCAAUUAAAAUAUUUUUCUCUAAUUUUAAGGUUUAAUGAUUUAAAAAAAAAAAAUUAUUGGAUGAUCAACCUUAUUUGAAAUUUGAAGUUUUAUUUAUUGGAAACUUAUCAACUUGUGUAUAUGUCCGGUAUAAACUUUUAGAGUUGCGUAAGAAAUCACUUCAUAAACAGGAAACUAAGGAAGCGCAGAGUGGACUUCUGAUUUUUUUCUUUCUAUCUUGUAGCCACGAGAUAUAGACUAGAAAAAACGUGCAUUUAAAUCAAAUAAAAAAAAAGUGCAAUCUCGUGACCACGAGUAAUCCGACCUAUUAGAGGAACAUCAUGGUAACGAGUUCGCUGAACAAUAAAAUCGAAGAUAAGUCCGAAAGCGUUACCUCCCUUCUAAUUGUGGGAUUUGUUUUAUUUUAAGCUUGACUGCUCCUCUGAUAUCAUUAAUGUAAUUUAAAUGAAUCUUGUCAGGAAUUGAUCGAUAGCUCAUGUGCUUGAACACAUUUUUGUCUGAGUUAUGGCCCUUAAGUAAAAGAUGUUUUUUUUUUACAAUUGAUGAUUUUUGUGUUGCUAACUACACAGAUGCUGACACAUGCAACAAAUAGCCACAACUAAUAGGGAUCUCAUUUUGGUGGUCUGUCUGUCCGUCCGUUCGUUUUCAUAAAAUUUGUCCUAAGAAACUACUUGUGCAAUUUCAUCAAAACUUUACAGGAACGAUCAAAAGCAAGUCUAGUUUUGCUAACCAACAGCAUUUUCCAGUUAAAUGAUUAUUUACCGGAUUCGAAAGUGUUUCAAUAAGCUAAUAGCUUCCAACACAAUCGGACUAAAAUAAAUUUUCAUAAACUAAAACUAAGCAUUUUUGUCAGAGUAUAAUGAUUUUUUUUAAGUUUUUUUUCUUUCGGGCUACUUCUCGUAUACUACUUAUGCAAAUUAAAAUAUCUUUUACUAUAUUUUUCUGUACUUCAAGUACUUGCAAAUGAUUUUGGCAGAUUUAUGUCUCUUGUAAUAUGCCAUUGGCUAUCAUCAGGCGACACAUGUGAUCACUGAUCACUCUUUUUAGAUACCUAAUGACAUAAUACCAAGAAAGAGUCAAAAUAAAAGUACAUGGUUGGAUUCUUUUAAAAAUCUACCGGAUUAAAAAUAACUUACUGGUAGUUCUGAUUCACAUUAAACAUCGGCAAAGUGUUGGUAAAUUGUACAAGUACAUGUAUAUAUUAGAAAUGUAUAUUAUUCUUUGCAUCUUGUGUGUGUGUGUGUGUGUGUGUGUGUGUGUGUGUGCGUGU
Ruditapes philippinarum (Manila clam) is the source of this 3771-nucleotide messenger RNA. RefSeq lists its product as uncharacterized. The transcript is spliced from 9 exons. The record is from RefSeq and is a predicted model, not a curated record. The coding region runs from base 949 to 2163 and encodes 404 amino acids. NCBI's taxonomy places the organism in Eukaryota, Metazoa, Mollusca, Bivalvia, Venerida, Veneridae.